GUUUAUCAGUUCAGUCUCACAGACCUAUGUAGUUGUUCUAAACGGAUGGACCUAUAGUGAUAAGCCAUUAUGGGUGAAUUCUGGAAAAUUGUUAGUGCGUUUUGUGUCUGCUGGUACAGUGUGAACGCCGCUCACGUUGCUGAGAAAUCUGGUGCUUGUUUCCCCCCAGGGUUUGCCUUUGGCGUCGCCACAGCUUCCUACCAGGUGGAAGGGGCUUGGAAUGUAUCAGGUAAAGGGGAAAACAUCUGGGACCGCUACACCCACGAGCACCCAGAAAGGGUAUUCGACCACCAAAAUGGCGACGUGGCAGCCGACUCCUACCACCAGUGGAAGGAAGACGUGGGCCUUUUGAAGCAGCUAGGAGUCAACUUCUACAGGUUCUCUAUAUCCUGGUCGAGGAUACUGCCCACUGGGUUCAGCAAUGAGAUAAACGAGGAAGGAGUUAAGUACUACCAGGACCUGAUCACGGAAUUGAAGCGGAACCAUAUAGCGCCAGUCGUGACCAUGUACCAUUGGGACCUGCCCCAGCCGUUACAGGACCUGGGGGGCUGGACCAACCCCAUGAUGGCUGACUACUUCCUGGAUUACGCUACAGUAUUAUUUGACAAUUUCGACGGGCCUGUCAAGAUGUGGAUUACGUUCAAUGAGCCUCUAUCUUUUUGUCACGACGGUUAUGGGGGUGAUGAUGCGCCGGGGGGCAGGUCUAGUGGGUUUGAGGCCUACCUGUGCGGUCAUAACGUGUUAAGGGCUCACGGGAAGGUAUACACCUUGUAUCGAGCUAGAAAGAAUGGUACCAGCAAAGGUCUCAUUGGAAUCACACUGGACAUGUCAUGGAUCGAACCUGAGACCACUUCUAAGGAAGAUAAGCAGGCGGCUGAAACUGCAAGACAAUUUAUGUUCGGCUGGUUUGCGCACCCCAUAUUUUCGGCAGAGGGCGACUACCCUCCCAUCAUGAGGAAACGGAUUGAUGCCAAAUCCAGGCAUCAGAAUUUCGCCCGCUCCCGCCUCCCGCACCUCACCCCCGAUGAGAUCCGAAACAUCAGGGGUUCCUUCGACUUCCUUGGGCUGAACCAUUACACCACGUACUUGGGGAGCCCUGCAGACAAUCCUGACAGUGGGGAACCAUCGUUCGCAGACGACAUGGGCGUUAGAAUUACCCAGAAACCAGACUGGCCUAGGUCUAAUUCCACUUGGCUGAGGGUGGUGCCCUGGGGUUUCAGAAGGAUCCUGAACUGGAUCAAAAAAACCUAUAACAACCCCCAAAUAGUUGUCACUGAGAACGGGAUCUCUUUAGGGCCAGGAGUCCACGACCCGAAGAGAGUUAACUACAUAGAAAGCUACCUUAGAGCAUUGCUUGACGCCAUCUUGAAAGACAAAUGCAGAGUAUUCGGAUACACGUAUUGGAGUCUCAUUGAUAAUUUUGAGUGGAUGAGAGGAUAUUCGGAAAGAUUCGGCCUUUACGAAGUGGACUACGAAUCGCCGAACCGCACGAGAACGGCGCGUCUCUCGGCGUCGUACUACAGUCAAAUUGCCAACACACGUUGCCUGCCUGACAACUACGUGGGCUAUACAAUAACCGAUUAAAUUAUAAGACUAUAAAUUAUAA
This is a messenger RNA of Amyelois transitella, 1606 nucleotides long. Its product is annotated as myrosinase 1. Gene Ontology annotation, biological process: carbohydrate metabolic process. Gene Ontology annotation, molecular function: beta-glucosidase activity. Lineage: Eukaryota; Metazoa; Arthropoda; Insecta; Lepidoptera; Pyralidae. The record is from RefSeq and is a predicted model, not a curated record. Bases 70 to 1584 code for a protein of 504 amino acids. The transcript has 10 exons.